Tripterygium wilfordii is the source of this 772-nucleotide messenger RNA. RefSeq lists its product as uncharacterized. The record is from RefSeq and is a predicted model, not a curated record. Lineage: Eukaryota; Viridiplantae; Streptophyta; Magnoliopsida; Celastrales; Celastraceae. Bases 213 to 506 code for a protein of 97 amino acids. The transcript has 3 exons.
ACUGCAAGAUAGACAGAGAGAGUUAGCGGACAGACGCUAAAUUCUUUCAUUCACCUUUGCUGCCGCCGGAGGCGCUACUCUCCUGUCGUCCGACACUCCUGUCUGGUCGGAUACGACUCCCCGACGCCGUCUCCAGCUCUCCACCCUCCCCUCCAAUCUUCACUCCAUUCUCAAGGCUUUGUCAUUGGGGAUUGGAAUUGCUGUCUUAUGUCAUGGGAACUGAAGAAUCAAAAGAUCCAUUGAAAGGGGUUGAUUGGAAAACCAUUGGUGGUGAAUUGCAGAAAGACCCCAGUGCAGGCAGUAAACCAGUUAUAAGGAAGCGGCUUCCCAAAAAAAUUAGGGACAUUCCUGAUUUUUAUUUUCUUCCUCGAAAAUCCCUUCCCUAUAACAUUGCCUUCUUUGGAGCAUGUAUUGCUGGUGGAGUUGGUGCUGGGAUGCUGACAGAGAUAUGGAUAAACAAGAAAGUUAGAGAGGAUGGAGGUAUCAUUUGGGAGUUUGACAAAUAGAGCCUGAUCGCAGUUGGUGGUUUAUUUGGAAUCAUAUAUGCUUUAGAUGAAGCUUGUAAAGAAUCUGAAGACAUCCUUGUUGCUCUUUGUUUUAACUUUCUUUUAUGGGCUCCCCCCCAAAUCAUCUUUAGGCAAGUAAAACUGAAAGUAUGCAACUAAUAAUGUUCGUCCAUAAUUUUUUGGAUGUGGUUCCACAUUCUGUUGGUAGAUUUCGGGAAGUUAUGAUCAAAUAAGCAGUCUGCAUAGUGAUUGCUCUGUUCUGCUAA